AUGUCAGAUCUGGUGGAUCAAUGUCCUCUACCAGAGCUCGCAGAAGCUUUGAGACCAUACAUCAAACCGCGGGAGGAAAUUGCUGAGAUACGACGUGGCAUAGACUCACUCCUGAGCCAACACAUCAAGGAUGACAAUAUUCCAAUUUCGAAAGUGACACUGUCUAUUGCCGAGACAUCUGCACAAUCUGCACUGAACAGUCCUUUCAACGGAGCACGAAGAGCUUUCAUGCAAGCACUUAUAGCCCGUCAAAAAGCACAAUCUCAGUACGAUGUUCUGAAAGCGGAAUUGGAUCUCCUGCAGCACACUCCCACGGAAAAGGAAAAUCACGAGAAAGAGAACUCAGUAGCCACAACUGUAGCGCUCAUUCGGCAAAGACAGCGACGAGACAAGCUUUUAGUCAUCGACAAGGCACUGGACGAUCUGGAAAAGGUCAGGCACACUUCACAAUAUGCGGAUCCGAGCGAGCUAUUGAAUGGAAUGCAAUCACAAAUACCACCACCUCUUGCGCAACAAUCCCAGGAUGAGUCACUAGCGGAGGCGCAGUCUCAUGUGUUCGAGCUGCAGAAGGCUGUUCUGCGCGCGCAGAGCACUAUCCAGUCAACACCACGCAUUGAUUCUUCUCAGAAGCCCGUCACGGAAGAGUGGAAACAAGCGUAUGCGCUUCGACGAGCCCGAGACGAGUUGAUCGCCUGGAUCGAAGAUGAGCUUGCAAAGUUGUCGGAGGGCGAAGAGCAUGAUGACCCUGAUCCGGACAUGCCAGGAGACAUCGGAGCAGAGUCAAUGGAAGAUAUUAAGACAACUCUUUCAGAUCUCUACAACAAGUACAUUACUUCACGAAAACGCCUUGCCCGUGUCCUGAACACCCAAUACACGGAGACCGACUCGGAAAUCAUGAAGCCACUUCCUGAAAGACAACAAUCAGCGAGCAGCAACACAUCGUCACAUAGUGCUGCACUUGCCUCAGAAGUUCUGCCUUUUAUCGGCAUCCUACGAUCGACCGCACAGGAAGAAGCAGCCUUGAUGCAACAUACUUCUUACCUACGGCGACAAAUUACCGCUGUUUCGGCUGAGACAGAGCAACUACUGGUUCGCCUGUCAGACGAAAGUCACAUGGUCAGACCAGGUACAUCACACACUACUGCCUGGGCCGAAGCAGCGAGAGAUGCAAGAAAUGGCGAUAAAGACAUUAUCCACUCUCGUUUGGUAACUGGAGAAACAAGCAUUGAUGGUGCAAGGAAAGUUUUGGCUUCGGCUCAGAUGAGCAGGUAA
This is a messenger RNA of Aureobasidium namibiae CBS 147.97, 1272 nucleotides long. RefSeq lists its product as uncharacterized. Lineage: Eukaryota; Fungi; Ascomycota; Dothideomycetes; Dothideales; Saccotheciaceae. The coding region runs from base 1 to 1272 and encodes 423 amino acids. The record is from RefSeq and is a predicted model, not a curated record. The transcript has a single exon.